GCUGGUUCCGCCAGAGUGCGUGAGUGCAAGUCGGAUCUGCUGUCCGGGGUCCUGGGCCGAGCUGGCAGCUGGGGAAUGAGGGGUCCUGAGGGGGAACAUGGAGCCUCUCUGAGGCUGGGGGCCGCCCCCCUGGACCCCGGCACCCGAGGCUGAUGACAUGAGCCUGACCCUGUACCUCCUCCUCCUGGGGCCCCUGCGCUGCUCCCUGGCUGUGGCUCAGUGCAAAGAGGAGGAGUAUCCGGUAGGGGCCGAGUGCUGCCCAAAGUGCGGCCCAGGUUUCCGGGUAAAGGAGGCUUGCGGGGAGGUGACCGGCACGCUGUGUGUUCCCUGUGACCCGGGGACCUACACUGCCCACUUCAAUGGCCUGAGUGAGUGUCUGCAGUGCCGCGUGUGUGACCCAGCCUUGGGCCUGUCCACACCUGUCCCUUCCCAGAGCGGGGCCAGUGCCUUUGUAACCCCGUUAGUCGGGCCUUCCAGAACUCAGGGACCCCGUCGGUCAUAUGGACACCGGUGCCUGGGGCCAGCCCUGACGGAGCCACGGGUCCCGGACUGCUUCCCCAGCUCACUGGUCCUGAGGGGCUGGACCUCGUUCACCCGCAGUAUGCAGGUUCUGGGGACCCCCCCAGCCUCCACACCACACCUCUGGGGACCCCUACUCAUGGCUCAGCGCUCCGACCCUCACCUUCUUCCUGCCGGGUGGUCUGGGGUGGAGGGACUCUGGGAGGAAAUUCCGGGAGGCUGGAAUGCAUUCGGGUCCAGCCAGGUGGGGUCAGGGGCUGCGAGCCUUGGGCUCACCCACAGACCCCUGUCUUAUCAGGCUGAGGUUGGGGUGCAGACGGCCCACGGGGCUGCCCCUCAGUGGGGGCUCAGGGGCCCAGCGCUACCCCACCCCCAGUGCCAGCGGCGGGAGGGUGCUGCCAUCUGACUAGCCUGAUUGACUGCCUGAGGGGCGGGGUCUUCAGGUGUGUGUGGGUCGGGCUGGGGCCUGCCCCCUGGGGCUGCCCCACGGCUGACUGUGGUUCCUACUUCCUGUGUGGGCCUCGCAGGGACCAAUCUCUGCUUCACCACCAGGCCAGGCCGGUGCCCCGGUUGGUGCUGGGUUUGGGCUGAGCGGGGCCCACAUGCAGCAGGCUGCACAGCCGGGCUGGGGGCGCCUGGCACCGACCCGUCCCCAGGCAGAGCCCUCAGGCCUGCUGUGCUGUCCAGGCCUCCUCCCGGGACGGGGGCUCCUCCCGGGACGGGGCGCUCAGCACUGCCCACCGCAGCUGCUCUUCGCUCCUCUCUUGGG
Hyaena hyaena (striped hyena) is the source of this 1288-nucleotide messenger RNA. It is a transcript of the gene TNFRSF14, whose product is annotated as TNF receptor superfamily member 14. The record is from RefSeq and is a predicted model, not a curated record. NCBI's taxonomy places the organism in Eukaryota, Metazoa, Chordata, Mammalia, Carnivora, Hyaenidae. Gene Ontology annotation, biological process: defense response to Gram-positive bacterium; negative regulation of alpha-beta T cell proliferation; positive regulation of peptidyl-tyrosine phosphorylation. Gene Ontology annotation, cellular component: external side of plasma membrane. The transcript has 4 exons. Bases 158 to 925 code for a protein of 255 amino acids. Gene Ontology annotation, molecular function: protein binding.